Molecule: messenger RNA, 241 nt
Organism: Cavia porcellus (domestic guinea pig)
Lineage: Eukaryota; Metazoa; Chordata; Mammalia; Rodentia; Caviidae
Exons: 1
Coding region: 1-111 (36 amino acids)
Source: RefSeq, a predicted model, not a curated record
AUGUAUUGGGGAGAUAGUCACAUCCUGUUGAAUACCUUGUGCUGGUGCUGUCAUCGAAAAAUCUGGUUACACUCUGGGGAGGCCCAUAGGACGGAACUGCCUCAGCCCUGAGAUGCACAUCUGGCCGGAGCAGGCCCACCAUGAAUAGAUACACAACGAUUAAGCAGCUUGGGGAUGGGACCUACGGUUCUGUCCUGCUCGGAAGAAGCAUUGAGUCUGGGGAACUGAUUGCCAUUAAAAA